UGGGUGGGUGGGGGACUGCUGCUGGUAAGCAGGCAGCCGCGGAGAGAGAGAAGAUUAGAAAUGCCAGAACGAAUGUAACUGAUGAUUAACUCUUGAAUCCAGGCCCUUUUAAAAAAUACCCCUUUGCACCACUAACUGCAUUUUGAAGAGUUCAGAAUACGUAGAAGGUAGGAGAGCCAGCAUUCAAAUUGACUAUGGCCAUACCAAUCACAGUGCUUGACUGUGACCUCCUGCUCUAUGGCAGAGGUCACCGGACACUGGACCGCUUUAAGUUGGAUGAUGUCACUGAUGAAUACUUGAUGUCCAUGUAUGGCUUUCCACGACAGUUCAUCUAUUACUUAGUCGAGCUCUUGGGGCCUAGUCUUUGUAGACCUACCCAGCGAUCCAGGGCAAUUAGCCCAGAGACACAGAUCCUUGCAGCCUUGGGCUUUUAUACCUCAGGUUCCUUCCAGACUCGCAUGGGAGAUGCUAUUGGGAUCAGUCAGGCCUCUAUGAGUCGCUGUGUUGCCAAUGUCACUGAAGCGCUUGUGGAAAGAGCCUCCCAGUUCAUUCACUUCCCAGCUGACGAAGCCUCCAAGCAGGCUCUGAAGGAUGAAUUCUACGGGUUGGCGGGCAUGCCAGGAGUGAUAGGAGUGCUCGAUUGUAUCCAUGUGGCAAUCAAGGCACCAAAUGCUGAAGACCUCUCCUAUGUGAACCGCAAAGGCCUGCAUUCUUUGAACUGCCUGCUAGUGUGCAACCUCAGAGGGUCGCUCAUGACUGUGGAGACCAACUGGCCAGGCAGCCUACAGGACUGUGCUGUGCUGCAGCGGUCAUCUCUGUGCAGCCAGUUUGAAGCUGGGCUGCACAAAGAUAGCUGGCUACUAGGUGACAGUUCCUUCUUCCUCCGCACCUGGCUCAUGACCCCACUUCACAUUCCUAAAACACCAGCCGAAUAUCGCUACAAUAUGGCCCAUUCUGCCACUCACAGUGUGAUUGAGAAGACUUACCGGACCCUCUGCUCCCACUUCCGCUGCCUGGAUGGCUCCCAGGGGGCCCUGCAGUACUCGCCCGAGAAGUCCAGCCACAUCAUCUUGGCUUGCUGCGUGCUCCACAACAUCUCCCUGGAGCACGGGAUGUAUGUGUGGGCUUCCCCACUGACGGGCCCCGGGGAACAGCCCCCAGAGGACGAGUAUGAGCACCUGGAAUCACUGGACUUAGAGGCUGACCAGAUCCGCCAGGAGCUGCUGCUCACUCACUUCAGUAAUGUGGAAGAUGGGGAGAAGGGAGACUUUCCAGAAGUUGUGACAAACUUUCACCCUCACCACCACCUACACAGCUCCAUCAUCUAGCACGACCGAGUGUGGGGACUCUUGUCAUACACUAACAUUUAAUUCGAGUUUUAGGAGGAGUGGGCUGUGCCAGAAUGUCUGGAUUCAUUUGUAAAUGUAUUAGCUAGCCCCCAACUAAGACUACAGUUCCCUGCCAUGCAGUGGACUUCAGGUUGGGCACUACCCAUCAGAAAGCUCACUGGCCAAAAACAUUUAUGAUUAUGCCCACAAAAUCAAGUAGAAGGGAAAGCAGCAUAUAGUUAAAACCUUUUUCUUUUAAUGUUCUGUUCGUUCUUGCAAAUGAAAACCAUAUUUGUCUUGAAUUAUAUGGACAGUAUUUUCAUUUUUGUACUUUGUUGCCCAUAUGGUAUGUUAUAAUCAAAGACAAAUGUGAAGAGUCCAUUUAAGUUGGCAAAUGACCUUUUUGACAGUACGUGGCUGCCACACAAAGUUUGAAGCUCUGUUUUGAAGUGAAGGUUAGGGCUUAUCUGAGACCUCCAUCUUUAGCCUGUCUGCAAUAAUUGCACUGUGAUUUUGGCUUGAUUCCUAGGGAGAAGGUCUAGUCUCCAACCUCCUGUUUGCAACUUGGAGUAGGAACCAAAGACUGAGUUCAAAACCCCAAUCAGCUUAAGAAAGAUGAUUCAAAUCAUAUAGAUAUAGAUAAAAUAGCAAGUUUACCCUUUACAAGGGAUCUUAAAGUCCCAAAUUGGUUAAUGGGCAAAUGAGACUCACUCAGGGAUAGACAAUUUACAUCUGAAUCAAUCUUAUUUCUUAUGAUCACCACAUUAGAAUGUCUCUUUAGCCAUUCUAGUUCGGAAUUCCUAGUCCAGAAGAGAGAGGGGAAAAAGAGGUGGAUGAAAGAAUUUAAAGGAAGAGGUCAAAGUAAUAGUUUCUUGGUAUGAAAAGACCUCUGGAGUUAGGCCCUACUCGGAUCUCUUGUGUACUUGUAUGAAAUGACGCACAAACUUUCCCAAGAAAUAAGUAAUCCCCCACUGAGUCUUGUUCUAAAAUUACAUUGGUAUAAAAAUAACCCAAUUGGAAUAAUGAAAGUGUGAAUUAAGUUCACACAUUGGUGCCUCUGCUACAAAGAAAGGGAGACUUUCCUGAGGAUUGUCUUGUCUCCGGUUUCACGGCCGCCCACCACGUGAUACCUCUGAACUGGCCCCUCGGAUCAUUUCCUACCUGCUGUCGGCAGUGCUAAUCCAGUGAUUUUCAAAGCAAAGAAAUGAACAGCUGAUGACAGCAGAAAUUUGGAAAUAAAUGGAGGGUGACUCAUCCUCUGGAUUAAAAACAACGAUGGAUGAUUA
This is a messenger RNA of Echinops telfairi (small Madagascar hedgehog), 2614 nucleotides long. RefSeq names its product harbinger transposase derived 1 (gene HARBI1). NCBI's taxonomy places the organism in Eukaryota, Metazoa, Chordata, Mammalia, Afrosoricida, Tenrecidae. The coding region runs from base 195 to 1328 and encodes 377 amino acids. The transcript has 3 exons. The record is from RefSeq and is a predicted model, not a curated record.